AUGGCGUACGUCGACCACGCAUUCUCGAUUACCGACGACGAUCUAAUGAUGGAUGGAUCGUACACCAACACCAACCGUCCUUCCAUCAAGGAGAUCGGACUCGCCGUCUCCCUCCUCGUCUUUGGCGUCAUCGGUACCGUCGUCGGCUUCUUCAUGACCUCCAACAGAGUCGACGGCGACAGAGCUCAUGUGCUGGGGAUCGGUGUUCGUCUGGGAGUGGAGCAGCCGAUGAUGGUGGAUUGGGAGGAGGUCGAAGCGGCGGCGGCGGUUAAGAGGGAGGAUGUGCAAGCGGUGGAGAGCGGCAGAUCUUCUUAUGAGAAUGCUACGAAUGAUGGCGGUGCUCUAUGGGGAGUUGAGAGACAGGGAGGAGCAAGCUCGGAGGCGGCCUUGUAG
Molecule: messenger RNA, 393 nt
Organism: Linum trigynum
Lineage: Eukaryota; Viridiplantae; Streptophyta; Magnoliopsida; Malpighiales; Linaceae
Source: the annotation of a GenBank genome assembly